CCGCCUUUGGGCAGAGGCAGAGGGAGCGCACAAGGUUAGCGCCAGCGCCAACGCCAACGCGACCCCUCUCUUCCAAAUUGCAAACUCAUAUCCUCUAAUCCACAAACUUAGCCUUUUCCUUCCGAAUGGACUCCACCCCUUUGAACUGGGAAGCUCUCGAUGCCCUAAUAAUCGACUUCGCUAGAUCAGAGAACUUGAUUGAGGAUUCCUUUUCGUCCUCCCCACCUUCUUCCCCUUCCCCUUCCCCUUCCUCGCUUUCCUCCUCCUCUUACCAUUCCAGGUUGAUCAUCCGCCAGAUCAGACGCUCUUUGGAGUCCGGUGAUAUUGACUGCGCCAUCGAUCUCCUCCGUCUUCAUGCACCCUUCAUUCUGGAUGAUCAUAGGCUACUGUUCCGGUUGCAGAAGCAGAAAUUUAUUGAGCUUCUGAGGAAAGGGACUCCAGAGGAUCGUGUUUUGGCCAUUCGAUGCAUUCGGACAGUGCUCGCUCCUUGUGCUCUUGACGCAUACCCGGAGGCGUAUGAGGAGUUCAAGCACGUUCUUCUUGCCUUCAUUUAUGACAAGGACAAUCAAACAUCCCCAGUGACAUAUGAGUGGUGUGAAAGUAGGAGGUUUGAUAUUGCUGGGUUAAUGUCGUCGGUCCUACGAGCUCAUAUGCAGGCAUAUGAUCCAGUCUUCUCAAUGACUUUGAGAUACUUGAUAAGCAUACAUAAAGGUUUUUGCUUUCGUGAAGGCGUGUUGUCUCCCAUAUCAGAUCUCACUGAGAGGUUGCUUCUAGAUGAACGUGAUCCACCUGCCACGCCCAAGGAGAGUCUGCAUGAAGCACCUCCAUUUGAUGAGGUGGACAUUCAAGCUCUUGCACAUGCCGUAGAGCUAACAAGGCAGGGGGCAAUUGAUAGCUUGAGAUUCACCAAAGGUGAUUUAUUUCAUGCAUUCCAGAAUGAGUUGUGCCGGAUGAAAUUGGACCUUUCUGUACUUGAUGAGCUUGUUCGUGAGUAUUGCAUCUACAGAGGAAUUGUGGACUCUGGUCGUGGGGCUCUCUCUGGGAUGCAGAAUCGCUCUAGUUCAUUGAAAGUUGAUCAAUCUGAGCUGGAGUAUUGUUCAUCAAGGAAUUGCUCUCUUGAAGUCGACUAUGCAACCAGUAAACUUUCGGAUGGUGAAAUUUCUGUCAACAAUUCCCGUGUGGAUAGUUCUCCUGAAAAUAUUGCUGAUGUGACUAGUUCUCAAGGUACCGAGACUGACUUACGAUAUUCAUUGGUGCCAACGUCCAAUCGAGAAGAUUGUAGCACUAGUGAUUCAAUUCAUGUGGGAAAUUCAAGAACAUUACAAGUAAACAAGAACCGUGGGAUUGUAGAAAGGAGCAAGCGAAAGAGAUGGAGAGGAAGACAUGAUGAUAGAGAACUUCGUGACUUGUCUUACAGUGGAUGCAGUAAACAAGAAGUUAGCACUACAACUGUGGCCAGUACGACCAUGUCUAAUGAACAACAGAACCUUGAAAAACAUUUACCAUUAGAAUCUACUGGCAAGGAUGAUAAAUAUGAGAUUGUCUUGGGCAUUAGAGAACUGGCAAGUAAAAGGUUGGCUGCUGAGGUUGUGGAAGAAAUUAAUGCCGUGGAUCCAAAGUUUUUUGCACAAAAUCCUAUUCUCCUAUUCCAACUUAAGCAGGUUGAAUUUUUGAAGCUGGUUAGUUCCGGUGAUUAUUCUAGUGCUUUGAGGGUCGCAUGCACUCACUUAGGCCCAUUAGCCGCUGAUGAUCCUUCCUUGUUGAAGCAAUUAAAGGAGGCUUUGUUGGCUUUGCUCCUGCCCAACGAAGAUAUUCUUGGGAAAGGCUUCCCUAUAAAUGCUCUUGCUAAUUCUCUUCAGGUUGCUUUUGGUAGGAGACUUGGUAUUGAAGAACCACAACUAAUGAAGUUGAUGAAGACCACACUUUACUCUCAUAGUGAAUGGUUUAAACUUCAAAUGUGCAAGGAUCGGUUUGAAAGUCUUUUAAAGAUUGAUUCCUUGAAGGAAGUUAAUCCCCCUCUGCUUUCUACUUCCGCUGGGCUAUUGAAAUCAAAUUCAGAUAGUUGCACCCCCGGUUCUUCCCAAGUCGCGAAAUCUUCGGGUGCAAGAACCACAGGAGAUGGCAGCAGUCCUACGCAAGCGUCAUCUAGAGAUGCAUGUGACGAAAAUGCAAUUCUUAAAGUCAUGGAGUUUCUUGCUUUGCCCAGAGCUGAUGCCAUCCAUCUUCUUGCACAGUAUAAUGGAAAUGCAGAGAUGGUCAUCCAGCAAAUAUUUGCAUAAGUUGGCAUGUAAAAAAUUGUAGCUUUAUUAUGAUGGGGUUCAUUUGUUUAUUAUUUGCCCGACAUUAUUUCAUUCAUUGUGUAAAAUACUUGUAUACCAUCUCUGUAUAUGCCAGAGCUCCAAUGUAUAUAAACGUCCGUCCAACGAUUAAUGUCCCUUGGGUUCUUUUAUUAUAUUUAUGGGAUUGGUGGAUGUGUAAUCGAGCAGUUCGGGAAUAUGUAACUUAGAUCUGAAUGUGCAUAGCAAUGGAUUUCAAUCACAACUGUAAAGAAGAUGUUUUUUCUUCUUCUUGUAA
This is a messenger RNA of Cucurbita pepo subsp. pepo (vegetable marrow), 2574 nucleotides long. RefSeq lists its product as uncharacterized. The record is from RefSeq and is a predicted model, not a curated record. NCBI's taxonomy places the organism in Eukaryota, Viridiplantae, Streptophyta, Magnoliopsida, Cucurbitales, Cucurbitaceae.